AAUCAAAGCGCAGCAAUCAGUUAAACACGUGAACACUGGAAUCAUGUGCUGGGACUGGGAAGGGUAGAGUGCUGGCUCAGGAGCGGAUGAGGGGUGCGGGACAAUGUUGUAGCCAAUUACAGCAAAAAGUGCCUUAUGUUCUGGACCGAAAGAUCAUUUAACGAGCCGGAGCGGUCCCUUAUGAGGCGGGUGCAGGUCUAGAGCUCGUUGAGGCGAGAGGUUGCUCGGAUUAAUUGCUACUUAUGCUGCAGCUUUGCGCCCGGUCUCGAGUUCUGCGUCAGGUGAGGAGCUGAACCGGGCCGGGUCGCCCUUAUGGAUCGGCAGCAUGGAUGCUUUCAGUAUUCCCUUUAACAGCAGCGGCAGCCCGGACAGCAAAGUCGGCGAUGAAUCCGCAGAGCCCUGGCCAGGAGCUCGUCUCCUCGGGGUUGGCCCUGCGGCGGCGGCGACCCCGUCCGGAGCCGGAUACUGGACCGCCGUGUUCGAUUACGAAGCUACCGCCGAGGAUGAGCUCAGUCUGCGGAAGGGGGAUCGGGUGGAGGUGUUGUCCAAGGACUCGCUGGUGUCCGGGGAUGAGGGGUGGUGGACAGGUAUGAUCGAGGACCAGGUCGGUAUUUUCCCUAGUAACUACGUGAGUAACGGCAUUUCGGAGAAGAUUCGGGACACGCCGGAGGACUGUUGCGAUUAUUCGGUGCCUCAGUUACACUUUCUUCAGAUAGAUUUCAGUGAGCUGGCGGUGGAGGAAAUGAUCGGCGUUGGAGGUUUUGGAAAAGUGUACCGUGCCAUUUGGAAAGGGAAGGAGGUGGCGGUGAAAGCCGCUCGACGGGACCCCGAUGAGGAUGUGUCGCAGACACUGGAGAGCGUCCGUCAGGAGGCCAAGCUCUUCGCCAUGCUGAGACACCCCAACAUCAUGGGCCUUCUGGGAGUGUGUCUGCAGGAGCCCAACCUCUGCCUAGUGAUGGAAUACGCCCGUGGUGGGCCACUCAACCGGGCCUUGGCUGGGAAACGCAUCCCUCCUCACACACUGGUGGACUGGGCGGUACAGAUCGCACGUGCCAUGCUGUACCUGCAUUGCCAGGCUAUUGUACCAGUCAUCCACAGAGACCUCAAGUCCUGCAACAUUCUGAUUCUGGAGUGUGUGGAGAAUGAUGAUCUGUGCAACAAGACUCUGAAGGUGACAGAUUUCGGUUUGGCUCGGGAGUGGCAUCGGACCACCAAGAUGAGCGCGGCGGGGACGUACGCCUGGAUGGCCCCUGAGGUCAUCCGCUCCUCGACCUUCUCCAAGGGCAGUGAUGUUUGGAGUUAUGGAGUUUUGCUGUGGGAGCUGCUGACAGGAGAGGUGCCAUUUCGUGGCAUUGAUGGUCUGGCGGUAGCUUAUGGUGUGGCCAUGAACAAACUGUCCCUGCCGAUCCCCUCCACCUGUCCUCAGCCAUUUGCCCGGCUGAUGGAAGACUGUUGGAAUGUGGACCCUCAUGCACGACCCCCCUUCACCAGUAUUCUAGACCAGUUGACGGCUAUUGAGGAGUCGGGCUUCUUUGAAAUGCCGGCAGAAUCCUUCCAAUCCCUGCAGGAUGACUGGAAGCUGGAGGUUCAGGAGAUGUUUGACCUUCUCAGAGCCAAAGAGAAGGAGUUGAGAUCCUGGGAGGAAGAACUGAGUCGUGCAGCUGUACAGCAGAAGAACCAGGAAGAGGCUUUACAGCGGCGGGAACAGGAACUGGCGGAGAGAGAAAUUCACAUUCUGGAGCGAGAGCUCAAUGUCAUCAUUCACCAGCUGUACCAAGAGAAACCUCGAGUUCAAAACCGUCACGGAAAGUUCCGGCGCAGUCGACUCAAACUGCUUGAUGGGAACCGCAUCAGCCUGCCUUCCGAUUUCCAGCAUAAGAUUACAGUCCAAGCUUCUCCUUCUUUGGACAGAAGGUGGAGUCUCCUGGGCAGUAACUCCACUCCUCCAAACAGCCCCUCUGUUUUGCCACGCCUCCGAGCAAUUAAGUUGACCCCUGGGGUGGGCGGUCAAGCCUGGGGUCAUAAUGCUGCAUUCCAAUAUGACGAAGAAGAGGAGAGGAAGACUUCACGCAAGAAAGGGAGAACGCAAAGGGAACACAGCGCUGAUGAGAGUCUGAGCACUCCUAAAGAGGGCAGUCGGCAACGUUCCUGCAGUGCUCCAAACCUGCGACGUUCCCCCAGACACAGUCCUGCUGUUCCUGGCGUGUGCAGCCUGGCAGAGACUGAAAAUGAGGACUGCUGCUUCUCAUCAGAGUCAGCUGACUCCCCUGGCCAAUCAUACCUCUGCAUCCCGUUCCACAGGGAUGGAUCCACUGUGAACAGUUAUGACAUGGAGUGUGGCAUAACUAGAAUAGCUCCUGAUGUUUCCCCCAGUUAUACACGGCGGAGCCCCAGUGGAAGCCGUAGAUCAGAACUGGUGUUGCUGAGCUGCGGGGCGGCUCUGGCUGCUGUCAGUUUAGGUCAAAAUCUGUUGGACCUGGUGCGUGUGGAAGAGAGUGUACGUCCGCGAUGGGAAGGGCUGUUUCACCGUACUGGGGGUCAAAGUCGUGGCGCUAGCCCACCCACACACAAACUGUUCAAACGGGAAAGCCCUCGUCGCCCUCCACCUCUCCCCAUGUCCCUCACUCUCCUGUCUCAUUCAUCUGUGUCUGAUUGUAACUCAACACGUUCUCUCCUGCGCUCCAACAGUAAAGAGCUGCUUGUGCUACAUCCACCUAUGCCCACUGCUCUGCUCCAUGGACAGACACCACCUCCACUGAACCCACUGGUCAACACCCAUCUGGAGAGCUUUAAACGCCACCCUCGGCAGUCUCUGACACCCACACACUUGCCCUCUGUGCCCAGUGCGGCCUGCAGGCUUCAUCGUACACCUUCAGAUGGCGCAAUAAAGACUCUCCAUAACAACCACAAUCCCACCUCUACCACACCCUCCAAAACAACAGUGACUCUGUGGAACUCAAGUGAGGACCCCUCAGAGGUGCCCAGACUUCCUGAUCCAAAUUUCAUCUUCCCACCUACACCACGUUGGCGCUUCCAACCUGAGCGUCCCAAGACUCUGGACAUCCUGGCUAGGCCCCGCCCCUGUCCUCGAGCUCGCUGUGGAUUCCUGUGGGGUGAAUCUCCCACCCACAUGUCUAGCACCGAAACCGGAGGUGGUGUGGCUGUCCUGCCUACACCAGUGGAACCACCAACCCCCUGUUCCCUUUGGGUGAACAACAGCCUUUUGGACCAACAGGAUAAAGGACAAUACAGCAAUGGGACACAGCCUCUCUCGUCAGAUCCCAGAGACUCCCCUUGCAGAGUCCAACCAGGGUUUUGCUCCUGAUUUCACCCCUCACUCAUAAAUUUAAACCUACUUGGUUUCAGAUGUAGCACUUAGACUAUCAAGUCAAUGCAAAGGGGAAUUCUGGAUACCCUGGAGAAAAAAAAACCCUGCUUAAACCAGACUAAGAUGGUUUGUUUACCUUAGCAAAGUUAAGAUUUAAGCUGGUCUUAGCUGGUUUAAGACAGUCUCAAGCUAGCUGGGUGGUCAGCUGGUUGCCCAAGUGCCCAAAACCCCUCUUAAACCAGCCAACAGACCAACUUGAGUGGACUAGAAGACCAGCUGAGACCAGCAAACCAACUUGGCCUGGUUUGAAAUGUUUUUUUUGUUUUGCUUUUUCAGAAGGGUAUAUAACUAUUCAUUAUGUUAAGAACUGAUCUUAGUGAUACUGAUUAAUUACCCUGCAUUAACCAAAGGUGGUUGGUUUUGCAUAAUCCAGAUGCUGUUCUGGUCUAAACUAUUCAAUAUUCAGUUCAAUAUUACAGGUUUUCAACACACAUAUACACUCCUCAUUUUCUUCCUCUGUAUUUUUGUCUCGUUUUCCAGUUCAAAUAUCUAAACAUUCUUAAAUCAAGAUACAUUUAUUGGAAAUCAAAAAGGACUUAAGAUUUUAAGUUCUCUUUUAAAAGAGUAAAAAAUGGAAAAAUUAAUCAGAAUUCUGUGACUUUAUGCUUAAAACAAGAAAAAAAUCUGCCUAAUGUGCCAAUGGAUUAAGAAAAAUAAUAAUUUAAAGUGACUGUAUUUAGCUUUGUUUAUUUUUGAGCCCCCUACAGUUUAGUAAAUAGAGUUCACUGUCGUAAAUAUAAUAGCUGUACUUGUGAAUUUGUUGUUGCCUUAUAGCAAUCCGUCCUUUUCACGGAAUUUCAUACCCUCUCACUAAACUUAAAACAAACAUUUGGGGGGAGCGUGGGAAAGAAACAGUAGCCAUUUGCCUAAUUAGUGACGUGACAUACAGCCAAGUAUGGUGACCCAUACUCAGAAUU
This is a messenger RNA of Cyprinus carpio (common carp), 4305 nucleotides long. Its product is annotated as mitogen-activated protein kinase kinase kinase 9-like. Lineage: Eukaryota; Metazoa; Chordata; Actinopteri; Cypriniformes; Cyprinidae. The record is from RefSeq and is a predicted model, not a curated record. Gene Ontology annotation, biological process: protein phosphorylation. The transcript is spliced from 11 exons. The coding region runs from base 326 to 3325 and encodes 999 amino acids. Gene Ontology annotation, molecular function: protein binding; JUN kinase kinase kinase activity; ATP binding.